Eutrema salsugineum is the source of this 1997-nucleotide messenger RNA. RefSeq names its product transcription repressor MYB5. Lineage: Eukaryota; Viridiplantae; Streptophyta; Magnoliopsida; Brassicales; Brassicaceae. The record is from RefSeq and is a predicted model, not a curated record. The coding region runs from base 742 to 1497 and encodes 251 amino acids. The transcript is spliced from 2 exons.
AACUUUUUGACUUAUGUUAAUUCCUCAUGCGCCAUUUAUCUUCUUUUUUAUGGGGCCCAUAUUCUUUUCUUUCUUCACGAUUUCACCCCACUCUUUCCCGAAUUAUAAAAUAUCUGGCCUUUCGUCCAAUUACAGAAUGUUUAUCAUUUUAAAAGUCGGUCCAAAUAUUAAAUGCUUCUUUCAUUAGUUUCUGUCAUUGUUAAUAAAUUAUUUAAAAUCAAGGUGGUUAGUAUUCAUUAAUGUGUUAUAAACAAUUUUGAACAUUUUCUAUAACAAAAAAAAAACAAUUUUGAACAUUAUAUUUUGUACUCCAAUUUUUUCUCAACCGGAGGAGCUAGGAUAAGCGGAUGUUAUGGCUUCCUAGUUAUGGCCACUCAAAUUAUAAUUUCAUGAAACAAAUUGAUUUACAUACAAAUAACUACGAAGCAACAAACUUAUGCAUGGUGGUCUAAACUCUAUAGGACCAAAAACAAAACCAUCAUGCCUAGUAUUAAAUCUGAACAAUAAAAAACAAACAAACAAGUCCAUGCAGGUGAGGUGAAAUUACAAGCGCGUAAUCACCAAACACCAAAACUGGAGCGUGAGGAAAAAGUCGGUAGGUUCAUUGGUAACGUCAGUAGACUAAGGAAGAGAGAGAGAGAGAAAAAAAAGCUAACCAAUCGUGGAACUCAGAGAGAUCUAUCACGAAACCCUAGUUAGUCCAAGAGAGAGGAGGAUUAAACUCUGUUGAAGACGGCGGCGAUGACGUCACCUGACGGGAAGAAACCAAUAUCGAAGAAGACGAGCAGGUGCUGCACGAAGAUGGGGAUGAAGAGAGGACCGUGGACGGUGGAGGAGGACGAGAUACUUGUGAGCUUCAUAAAGAAAGAAGGAGAAGGAAGGUGGAGAUCGCUUCCCAAGAGAGCUGGUUUACUCCGAUGCGGUAAAAGCUGCCGUUUACGGUGGAUGAACUAUCUCCGGCCGUCUGUCAAACGCGGCGGUAUCACCUCCGACGAGGAAGAUCUCAUCCUCCGCCUUCAUCGCCUCCUCGGCAACCGGUGGUCACUGAUCGCGGGAAGGAUACCGGGAAGGACUGAUAAUGAGAUCAAGAACUAUUGGAACACUCAUCUUCGUAAGAAACUCUUAAGACAAGGCAUUGAUCCUCAUACCCACAAGCCUCUUGCUGCAAACAACACUCAUCAACCCGGCCGAGACGAAGUUUCCGGUGGACAAAAUCUUGUCGAGCAUAAUUCUACUUCUCAUACUGCUAAUACCACCGUUAGUAACGGAAAUGGAGCUAGCAAGAUCAGUACCAGCGUCUUUGGUGAUGAAGACGACGAAGACUUUGACUUCUGUUACGAUGACAAGUUCUCUUCCUUUCUGAAUUCCCUUAUAAAUGAUGAUCCUUUUGAUAGUAAUAUUCCAAUAUCCCAGCCGUUUCAGACGCACAAUUGUACCGAUGAGAUCGUUGGAACGUCGUCGAGCUCAGUACAUGACCAGAGACCUGAAGAUAUGUAAUUUGGUUGAUCGUGAUGUCUCUUCAACAUAUAUAUCUACCAUAAUUCGAGAAGUGUAUUCAUGUGAUUUCAAGGUUGGGUAUAUAAAUAUAUGUGUGCUAAGUUGUUUUGUGGUGAUCUGUGUGAUUACAAUAUAACUCUUUUAUGUGUAAUUGAUCACAUAAACCUUUAUAUAUGGUAUAUCUCUUGUAUCAUGUUUCUUUUUCAUGCCUCAUUCGAAUGAAUGAAUUAGUUACAAAGCUUUCUACUUAGAGCAUGAACAUUGUUAAAACUCAAUUGGGUCUUAUAAUAUUUUUUUUAAUAUUUUUUAUUAAAAUGGAAAGAAUAAUGAUGAAACAUAUGUCAGGGAAAAGAUGAGGAAGGAAAAAAUAUUUUUUUUUCUCCAUAUUGAAGAACCAAUCAUAUGCAUCCACCUGUUUUAAAAACGUCUCUUAUGCAUUAUAAUAUAAGCGACGUCUUCUCGAUUAAAAUAAUAAUAUUUAUUUUUAAGAAAUGCUGUAA